This is a messenger RNA of Mesorhabditis spiculigera, 1524 nucleotides long. The record is from the annotation of a GenBank genome assembly. Lineage: Eukaryota; Metazoa; Nematoda; Chromadorea; Rhabditida; Rhabditidae.
AUGGAUCAAAUCAUCGCUCAAAACGUGGGCAAGCAUCUCUCGCUCAUCUCCCCGCCGUCCUCCUCCGAAGCUUCCGACUCGGGAGCAAGCGGCGACGAGGAAGAGAUCGCCAAAACUCUGGCAGCGGCCACAUGUUUCCAAUUCAAGCGCCCGCGCAACCAGAAGCAAACUUUUGAUGACGACGAUACGAUGAGCGAGGAGGAAUUUGUGGAGGCGCAAUUUGGCGAUGAGCGUGGAGACUUUACAAAGCGGCUGAACGCGCUUCGCCAAGGAAUGGUCGCCGGACCUAACAGCCAGCAGCGCGUCGACAAGAUGAUGUCCGCCGAGGCGACCGUUGAGAAAAUGAAGGCCGAGAAGCAGAAGCGUGUCAAGGAUCGGCAAGACAGAGCCACUGUCGAGCAGGUGCUCGACCCAAGAACUCGUCUCGUCCUCUUCGGCCUGCUCCAACGCGGUACCCUCUCGACAAUUGACGGCUGCAUCAGCACAGGAAAAGAAGCCAACGUCUACCACGCUAAGAAGGACGACCACUCGUUGGCCGUCAAAAUCUACAAGACGAGUAUUUUGACGUUCAAGGAUCGAGAUCGUUAUGUCCAGGGCGAACAUCGAUACCGUCACGGAUAUUGCAAACAUAACCCCCGGAAAAUGGUAGCAGUUUGGGCCGAAAAGGAGAUGAGGAACCUGAAUCGAAUGCACGAAGCCGGUGUUGCCGUCCCGAAACCAAUCCUUCUCAAGGGCCACGUCCUCGUCAUGGAUUUUGUCGGACGUGACGGCUGGCCAGCCCCUUUGUUAAAAAAUGCCGAAUUGACGGAUGAGGUUGCCGACAAAGUCUACGUGCAGCUGGUGCGCACGAUGCGCGUCAUCUACCGCGAGUGCAAGCUGGUGCACGCCGACCUGUCCGAGUACAACCUGCUGUUCCUCGACGACAAGCUGUACGUGAUCGACGUGUCGCAGUCCGUGGAGCACGACCAUCCGUUUGCCCUGAAUUUUAUGAGAACCGACUGCAACAACGUGACGCGCUUCUUCCGGGACCGCGGAGUUGCCGUUCUGCCCCUGAAACGACUCUUCGAGAUUAUUGUCGACCCGACAGUGGACGAAAACCAAGUGCAGAGGGCUUUGGACGAGGAGCGAUCCUCGGAAGGUGCCGAAGCUGAUGUCGUCUUUCUGAACGCCUUCAUCCCGCAAAAGCUCGACCACGUCGACCAUUAUGAACGGGACGCGGCGUUGAUACAGCAGGGCAAGACGCCGAACAACCCCUUCCAGCAUAUGGUUUCGAAGACCACUGGAGCGAAGGGCGGCUCCGAUGAUUCGGGCAGCGAUUCGGACUCAAAUGGGGAGGAAGAAUCGGAAGAUGGCAGCGGCGAGCCCGGGGAGCGCGAGAGAAAGGUGUACGGCCGGCCAAAGGACGAGACGGCCGAGGAGCGGAAAGAGCGCAAGCGCGAAUUCAAGGAGGGACAACGCGAGAAACGCAAGGACAAAAUCCCCAAGCACGUCAAGAAGCGCAAACAAGGGCUGAAUAAGAAAAAG